AUAACAUAGCUGGAAGAUGGCGUUAACCACCAAUAUAAAGAAACUUCAGAUAUCAGAUAUUCUUUCUUUUUGUCACUUUUGUCACAGCUUUUAAGCUGGGUGUGUGUGCAUUCAGCAUACAACAUGACAUUCCCUGUCUUUUUUUUAGUACUGGCAUGCGGUUUAUCUUGUCUGAUUAGCUGUCCUAUUUUGUUUGGCAAGCAGGGGUAUUUUAACUGCCCGUCUGGCAUACUGGCCCCACCUGUGUGAGGUGGAGGUAGACAGACACUAGCCUGGUAUGAGUAAGAACAAUUGUCAUGCUAAUGUGGUCACGCGUGGUUAAGAGCCAGUUCCAGGCUGUGGCUUGUGAAUACAGCCUCAGCAGGAUUGUCAGCCUGCAUUGCCACUAAGCCAUGACGGAAAACAAAAUCCACGAGGCCUACGCUAGCCUGAUGAGGGGUGUCCAGCAGCUGGACCUCAGCGGGCCAUGCGUGCCCAGCGACUUGGUGCUGAUCGGCCACGACGCCUUCCCGCUGGCCAUGAACGCCCGGGGACAGGUCCUGAUGGCCGCCUCCUUCUACGGGGACGGCCGGCUGGUGGUGCUGGGCCACGAGGCCUACCUCACCGCCUUCCCCGCCCUGAUGGAGAACGCCCUGGCCUGGCUGGCCGGUUCCCCGUGCUCCAGCACCAGGGUGGUCGUCCAUCCGGGCUGUAAGGGCCUGGCCGACGCCCUGGGCGGCUCCAGGCUCCGGCCCGAGGUGGGCGCCUUCAGCAAGGACGAUGGGGUGUACGUGACCGACGCCUACAGCGUGGGCCCCGACGUCAGGGACAUGGUGGCUUUCAUGAAGGUGACAAAGGGCGGGCUGCUGAUUGCCGGACAGGCGUGGAGCUGGGCGAAAGACAACCCGGGCCAGAACACCCUGCAGGAUUUCCCGGCGAACAAGGUGUCCAGUGUGGCCGGGAUCUACUUCUCUGAUCAGCCCGGGGAGCUAGGCACUUUCCCUGUGCCUCCACAGAUCCCUUCCAGCUGGCUCUCAGUGCCGAUAGGCAAGGACUUCAAGGACGACCUGGAGUUCCUUCUCCAGGGCGUGUCCGAGUUUGAAAUCCGUGGCGGGGCUAUCCCCUCCGAGGUUCUGGUGCACGGCCCUCUGGCGUUCCCCAUCGGCGCCACGCCGAACGGCCGGGCCUUCUUGGCCGGGGCGUACUAUGGCCAAGGCAGGGUCAUCGUGGUCACCCAUGAAGGAUACAUGGGCCAUGAGCAAAUGGCCCCCUUCUGGAUCAAUGCCCUCCGCUGGUUGGACGGAGGCCGCAAUGGCCCGGUCGGCAUCCUGCCUCAGCUGGACUUCGCCUUCCCCCUGCUGAGCCAGUCGGGUCUGCCCUGCCAGAAGACCGGCUUCAAAUCCGAUCUCAGCGUCUACGUCGGCACCUGCUACAGCGGCGACAACGCCCAGAACAUCCAGGACUUUGUGGCCGAGGGCGGAGGCCUGCUCAUCGGGGGCCACGCCUGGUACUGGGCCCAGACCCACCCGGGCCUGAACCCCAUGACGGAGUAUGCGGGCAACCGCAUCCUCAACAGGAUGGGUCUCAGCCUGCUGGGGAGCACCCUGGAAGCCGGUCGCAUCAAAGCCCCGGUGCCGGGCCAGAACGGCUCCGAGGGAUACCACUUCCGUCACCUGCUGCACCGCUUCGCCGGUCACGUGACCAGCGGCCAGGCGCUGACCGGGCAAGAGGAGGCACGCCUGAAGAAGCUCGGCGGCGACUGCUCCAACUACCUGAAGAUGCAGGCGCACGACAGCGCCUCGUACACCUCGGUGGUGGAAAUGCUCACCAACGUCCUGAAGGAGACGGGCAUCCCCCAGGUGGGCCAUGCCAGCCCGGUGAAUAAUGCCAAAGACCACCUGCUGCUCAGCGUGGGCCCGGAGGUGUACAAGGCGUGCCAGGACCCAGACGCCCUGUUGCCUUACCUGUUCAAGGACCUGAGCUUCAAACCCGUCUGGCCGAAUCACAGGGUCCUGAUCAGCUGCAGCGCAACAGGAGGGGAGCAGUGGCUCAGCACAGGCAUGUACCUGUCCCCUGGGAUGAAGACCCAUAUGGCCAUGCCACAGGAAGUCAUCGGGAAAGGCUGGCAGGUCCAGAUAGGCUGUCAGACCGACAACAUCGGCGGUGCUGGUGAGCUGCGGAGGGCGCCGGUGGUCCACGAGCGUUUUCCCAUCGACUCCCAGAUGAUGCAGGUGUGCAACCUGUGGGGGGGCCUCCUCUACCUGAUCGCGCCUCCCCACACCCAGGUAGAGGGGGUGGAGGUAGUCUUUCAGCAGGUCGUGCCGGCCCCCUACUACAAGUCUGGAGUGACCACACCUGCCGAAUGGGAAAUUCUGCGGAACGCCCCCUCCCCCUGGGCAGAGCUGGAGUUUGAGAACAUCAUCAUAACCCUCCAUUCCGAUGUCGUGCGACGUCUGGACCGCCCCGACCUGCUGGCGGCACUCUGGGACAACAUCAUGAGGGGUGUCGCUGACCUGGCUGCGGUCCCCGCCAAGUUCCCGCGCAAGGAGCGUUUUGUGGUGGAUGUCCAGAUUUCCCACGGCUACAUGCACGCGGGCUACCCGGUCAUGAUGCAGUCCGACGUCGCCUGGGCCCUGGUGGACCCCCUGGCCAUCCGCAGCUCCGGCAUCUGGGGGCCCAUCCACGAGCUGGGCCACAACCAGCAGAGGGCAGCCUGGGAGUUCCCGUCGCACACCACCGAGUGCACGUGCAACCUGUGGUCCGUGUAUGUGCACGAGGAGGUGCUGGGCGUGAAACGGGAACAGGCCCACCCAAACAUGAGCCUGGAGAACCGGCAGUGUCGUGCCAGAGACUAUGCUAAAGGAGGCCGGAACCUGGCAAGCUGGGACAUGUGGGUUGCCUUGGAGACCUACAUGCAGCUCCUGGACCAGUUUGGCUGGGGCGCGUUCAAGAAGGUUUUUGCUGCCUACCACACCAUGCAGAACGUACCCAAUGACAACAAGAGCAAGAUGAACCUGUAUGCCGAGGUCUUCUCCCUUACCGUCAUGAAGAACCUGUCUUCCUUCUUCAAGGCUUGGGGCUGGCCCAUAGAACCAGCUACUGAAGAGAAACUCUCCAGCCUGCCCGUGUGGAGCGACCACCCCAUGGCCCAGUACGACUGACCUCAAGCGGUGGUGAAUUACUUAAGUUUUGGGGAAAAAGGUCAGGGGUUGCUGGUGAAGGGUAGCUGGUGUUUGGUGAGCUGUUACAGAGAAGGAGUGGGACUGGAGCUCUGCUGGCCCAUUGUAGAACUGUUAACUGAAAAAUUAUUUAAACUCUGGUUUCCUAGAGAUUCAAUUAUAUAUCUAAUGCACCACAGAGUCUUCACAAUUACCUUUUUUAUUAAACGUAGUUGUGAUAUGUUGCUAUGGACGCCUUACACUUUCUGUGUUUUUGAUCAUGUAUAAAAAAGAGAAAUGAGAUUGUUUCUAAUUGCAUUAUUAUUCUCAUGUAUUCCUACAGAGGUCAUGUGAAGAAUAUUAAA
Messenger RNA from Esox lucius (northern pike), 3502 nucleotides. RefSeq names its product TRPM8 channel-associated factor homolog. The record is from RefSeq and is a predicted model, not a curated record. NCBI's taxonomy places the organism in Eukaryota, Metazoa, Chordata, Actinopteri, Esociformes, Esocidae. The transcript is spliced from 8 exons. Bases 393 to 3140 code for a protein of 915 amino acids.